Messenger RNA from Sesamum indicum (sesame), 696 nucleotides. The record is from RefSeq and is a predicted model, not a curated record. NCBI's taxonomy places the organism in Eukaryota, Viridiplantae, Streptophyta, Magnoliopsida, Lamiales, Pedaliaceae.
AUGGAAAUUCAACUUUGCUUCUACAUCUCUCUGGUUAUACUUUUGGCCCUUCAUAGCAUAACCCUCCAUUUACUGAACAAGCUUCAAAACCUGCCUCCCAGCCCCUUUCCGGCCCUCCCUUUCAUUGGCCAUAUCUACCUAUUGAAGCAGCCCUUCCACCGGAGUCUGUCGGAGGUGUCGAGGCGAUACGGCCCCGCACUCUUGCUACGGUUGGGCUCCCGGUCUGUUCUUCUCAUCUCGUCUCCAUCUCUAGCUGAAGAAUGCUUGACCAAGAAGAACGAUUUGAUCUUCGCCAACCGACCCAAUCUCCUCAACGGCAGAUAUUUUGGGUGCAACUACACGAGCAUUGCUUGGUCCCCGUACGGGGAGCACUGGAAGAACCUCCGGAGGAUUUCAGCAGUGGAGCUCCUGUCGUCUCAGAGGAUACAGAUGCUUUCUAACAUCCGGGCGGACGAAACUCUAACCUUGGUCCAAAAGCUACUUCAUGUCACGAGGGAAGACCCCGACAAAGUCUUGGAAGUCAAAUCAGCUCUUUUCGAGUUCAUGUUCAAUGUCUUGACGAGGAUGAUCAUGGGAAAAAGGUAUUAUGGGAAGAAGGUGGAGAAGUCAAAAGAAGCCAAAAUACUGGAGGAGAUAGUGAGUGAGACGUCGAAGGUGGCAUUCCAGACGAAAACGUGGUGGAUUUCCUGCCGGUGA